GAGGAAUUCUCAUAGUAUUCUGCCCUGACAUUUUAACUCAUCGAUGCCUAUACAACCUGACUCCCCUUAUUGUAAUUCAUCUCCUGGCUUGAAGGAUAAGAUCCACUGUGUGGUCUAUGUGAUUGACACCUGCAAAGUCAAGCUGCUCUCUGACAAAAUGAUUGACAAGCUUGCAGUUUUUCGAAGGAAAAACAACCAGCUAGGUAUUCCUCAGCUGGUUUUGAUGACAAAGGUGGAUGAGGCUUGCCCUUUAGUGGCAGAGGACCUGAAGAAUGUCUACCAGAGCCAUUACAUCAACAGAAUGAUGCAGGAGGUGAGCACUCAACUUGGAGUUUCUCUGUCUGCUGUGGUCCCAGUGAAAAACUACUGCCAAGAACUGGAAAUAGACCCUCAAACUGACAUUCUGCUUCUAAACGCUGUUAUUCAGAUGCUUCGAGUAGCUGAGGGCUACUUUGAUGAUCUUGAUGGAUGUGAUCAUGUGAUCAAAGUGGUGGGAGACUGA
This is a messenger RNA of Xyrauchen texanus (razorback sucker), 502 nucleotides long. RefSeq names its product interferon-induced protein 44-like. The transcript is spliced from 4 exons. The record is from RefSeq and is a predicted model, not a curated record. NCBI's taxonomy places the organism in Eukaryota, Metazoa, Chordata, Actinopteri, Cypriniformes, Catostomidae. The coding region runs from base 44 to 502 and encodes 152 amino acids.